GGUGGACAAACACACCCAACCAAUCAUGUCAGCUAGAAGUCAUCCACAAAUGGCACCACCGCCACCACCUCCCAAACCAAACAAAUCCGUCACCGCCAAUGGUACCACACCAUACGAAACGUAUGCAGCAAAUGGCAACGGCACAUUCGCGAAUGCCAACGGAAAUGGUAAUGGCAGCGCUAGUGGCAGUCGCAGUGGCAGCAUAUCCUCGUUGACAGACAAUCAGGGUAGUCUGCUGCGCCACAAUCAGAACGUCAAUGGCCGUAGGUCGUGUCACACGCCACCGCGCACUGAUCAAGAGCAAGUCGUAAUGACGCCCAAAGGUAAAACAGCCAAUAGUACUGUUAUACUGAUCGAACGCAAAUUGGUCGAUGAGAUAAAUGAGCGGGUCCAUGUUGCUGGUGGAGAUCAUACAGGCAUCAUAAUCAAUAAGGAUACAGUUAGCGGACAGAAAAGCCAAAGUAUACCAGCACAGCUGUCAUUGGAGUUUCGUGUUUUCCUCGUGAGUGCCAAUACAGGCAAACAUUCACAAGAAUCACGAACGCUGCGUUUCUGGUUCCGGCAAUGGUUGCGCAACGACGAGAAGCAGGCACAAAUUGCACAGGACUUCUUCAAGGAGUUGGUUAGUCCGAAAGAUUUUCCAAGAGAUUAUGUUGGUUUCAUUAAGAAAAUUAUGAAACUUAUGCAGCGCGGCUACGAUGAGAUACAGUCAUUGGAAAUCGAAUUGCGCAUAUUGGAGGAAACGGCAGAGCCACCAUCACGACCGCUUUCACUGGAGGAAUCACAAAUUGAAUCUCCGCCAUUGACGCCGGAAAAGGUGCUCGAAUUAAUUGAACAAGCCUAUCCAAAUCCGGUUACACCAGAAGAUUUAGCUAAAGACUAUGGCUGGGAGGAGCAAGAUGUGCUAUUGGUAUUCGUGUCGCUGAAAGAACGCGGUCUUAUCAAAUCGAUGGAAUAUAAUUCUUACACUAGAAUCCACCAUGAAGACAAAGAGAUUAAGAAAUGAGAAACCCUACGUUUAUGUCUACAAGAGUGGCGAUGAUGUGAAAACAUAUUUCCCCAUCAAUGACUCCCUACAACAGAUCGCUGAAGGCUUGCAAGCCAACAUGGAGCUGAAGCGUCCUUGGGAUACUUAUUUGCGUGAGGGUCUGUCAUCGUUGAUGCAAAAAACUGAGAGUGAUUUUAAUCGUCCUUCCGUCAACACCGAUAAACUCUUCAUGAAUAUCGGCAACAACGAAGUCAUCGAGGUUGCACACCCGAUCGCCACGGACACAGUCGACGGUGUGCCACGUUCCCGCCUGCAUCUUGGACCCAUUGGUUCCGGACGCGAUCUGGUGCGUAGCGAUAAUUCACGCAUGGAUUUCGUAAAGAAAUAUGGAUUGCUCGCCACAGAUGUGGAAAUGAGUUCAGUGCUGGACAGCAUUAUUGGCAAUUGUAGAGAGAGUUUCAUACUAGUGAAAGGUAUUUCCGAUUACAAGGAUGGCAUGUCGACGCGAAAAUGGCAGAAUUUUGCAUCUCUGGCGGCAGCUGCAGUGGUCAAAUCGAUUAUUUGUGGCAUGGAUGCGCCAACAAAUGUUUAAUUAACAAGCAUUUAAAAUUAUUUUAUUAUUAAAUAUAUAAUAUUAUCUAUUAUAGCGCGAAGUAAAUUAUUUUAAAAAUCUGCAAUUAAAUAACAGGUUAUAAUGUGUAAAAUAUUGAGAAGAGGAAAGAAAAGUGUAUGCAUUCAGAUUUCUUUAUACUGACAACGAUAUAUACAUAUAUACACAUACGAAUCACC
Messenger RNA from Rhagoletis pomonella (apple maggot), 1777 nucleotides. RefSeq lists its product as uncharacterized. Gene Ontology annotation, biological process: regulation of apoptotic process; nucleoside metabolic process. The record is from RefSeq and is a predicted model, not a curated record. NCBI's taxonomy places the organism in Eukaryota, Metazoa, Arthropoda, Insecta, Diptera, Tephritidae. Gene Ontology annotation, molecular function: catalytic activity; protein binding.